This is a messenger RNA of Doryrhamphus excisus (bluestripe pipefish), 3575 nucleotides long. RefSeq names its product sodium/hydrogen exchanger 3-like. NCBI's taxonomy places the organism in Eukaryota, Metazoa, Chordata, Actinopteri, Syngnathiformes, Syngnathidae. The record is from RefSeq and is a predicted model, not a curated record. Gene Ontology annotation, biological process: proton transmembrane transport; regulation of intracellular pH; potassium ion transmembrane transport. Gene Ontology annotation, molecular function: sodium:proton antiporter activity; potassium:proton antiporter activity. Gene Ontology annotation, cellular component: brush border membrane; apical plasma membrane; plasma membrane.
UCAUUCCACGUCAGAAUUACACUCCAUCGCUUGACCACUGGGGAGGGUUUUAAAGUUUCAUAGAUUCAAAGAUGCUAAGCAAAGGAAUAGCAAAGUGGCAGGACUUUUAGGUGUCACUAUCAGGGAUCCAAGACGAAAGAGUGCCUUGUCUCUUGUGUUUUGACUGAUGCAAUCAUGUGGAUAUACGCACAUUUGGAUCCUGGCCUCAGUCUUCCUCAUUUAUAUGCUGCUUGGUGUGACAAUGGGGAUUCCAGGGCCUGUGCAGUCCACUUACACAGAACGUCAAGUCGAUACGCCCACGAAAGAAGGAACACAAAUAAUGUCCAUUAGGUGGGAACAUGUGCAAACGCCUUAUAUGGUUGCAGCAUUCGUACUGUUGGCUUUUUUAGCCAAGCUAGUGAUCGAGGUUAACCAUCAUGUGACCAGCAUCAUCCCAGAGAGUGCCUUGCUCAUUUGCUUUGGUUUCAUCCUGGGCAGUAUCAUCUUGAGUGCAGGCAAGACCUUCAAGCUCACUCCGACCGUUUUCUUCUUCUUCCUUCUGCCUCAAAUCGUUCUGGAUGCAGGCUACUUUAUGCCAAACAGACUGUUCUUCAGCAACAUGGGCACCAUUCUGGUCUACGCUGUCGUUGGGACCUGCUGGAACGCCGCCAGCUUGGGGUUCACGCUGUGGGUGUGUGACAUGGGAGGAGCCAUGGGUAGUGAUGUGAACAUGGACUUGUUGCAGUAUCUUUUGUUUGGGAGCCUGAUUUCUGCUGUGGACCCGGUGGCUGUUUUUGCUGUGUUUGAGGAGGUCCACGUCAAUGAGGUCCUCUUCAUCCUAGUGUUUGGAGAGUCACUGCUCAAUGAUGGUGUGACAGUGUUGCUCUUCCGUAUGUUUGAUGCAUUUGUUUCCAUGGGAGUACCCAACAUUGAAGUUGGUGAUAUCGUCAACGAAAUAGUUGCCUUCUUUGUGGUGGCACUGGGUGGCUCCCUCCUGGGCAUUGUGUUUGGUUUGCUGCUCUCGCUUCUGACCAGAUUCACCAAAAACAUCCAGAUCAUCGAACCAGGCUUCAUCUUUGUGGUGGGGUACCUCUCCUAUCUCACGGCUGAGUUGCUCUCCUUCUCUGCUAUCCUUUCAACCGUGUUUUGUGGCGUAUCCUGCAAGAAGUACAUCAACGCCAACAUGGAUGAGAAGUCAGUAACCACUGUCAGAUAUGCCAUGAAGGUGCUCGCUAAUGGAUCGGAAACCAUCACGUUUGUUUUCCUCGGCAUCUCGGCCUUUGAUAAAACCAUAUGGAAGUGGAACACUGGCUUUGUCAUCAUCACACUCGUUUCCAUCUUUGUGUAUCGCUUCAUAGGUAUUUUUUUUUUAACCUGGAUCAUGAACAAGUUCCGAUUGAUUCACCUUGAGGUCAUCGAUCAGAUCAUUAUGAGCUACGGUGGCCUGCGAGGGGCGGUAGCUUAUGGUUUGGUGAUGAUGCUGGAUGACAAGAUAAAUGAGAAGAAUCUAAUGGUCUCCACCACUCUGAUUGUUGUGUAUGUUACUGUGAUCGUUCAGGGACUAACACUAAAACCUCUUGUCACUUGGCUGAAAGUAAAAAGGGCUUCAGUGGCUGAGCCCACUCUUAUAGAAACAGUGCAGAAUAAGGUCUUUGAUCACAUGCUUGUCGCCAUUGAAGAUAUAGCUGGACAAUUCGGUCCCAACUACAUGAUGGACAAGUGGAAUCAUUUUGAAGAGAACUGGGUGUCGGCCAUCUUGAUGAAACCGUCUGCUAGGAAGAAUCGCGAUUACGUCUUCAAAGUUUUCCAUCAACUCAACCUUAAGGAUGCUAUAAGCUAUGUAGCUGAGGGUGAACGAAACGGCUCUUUGGCGCUUAUCCGGAAUCAAUCCGGAUUUAUUGAAAUGGAGAAAAAAUUAGUUGAAAAGCCGUCAGAGGGGAUGUCUGAUAUGGUACGCAAACGCAGUGGACCUCGCCCGAUACAGAGGAAACAGCCCAAGCCGUUUGUGAGUUUGGAAAUGCAUGAUAUGGACAAGAAUGGUGAAAAACAAGCAGAGGACAUCAGUCACCAUCUCCUGCAGAAGCAUUUAUAUAAGGGCAGAAAACAGCACCGGCACAGGUACAGCCGGAGCUAUAUCGAGGUCAACAAGGACAAACACGAGGUGCAUGAGAUCUUCAGGAGGACCAUGAAAAGCCGUUGGGAGAAUUUCAAGUCUGCUAAGAUGGGUACCACUCUGGCAAAGACAAGUAGCAAGCUCCAGAAGAAAGACACGCAAACCAAGAUUGCGCCUACAAAAUUAUGCACUUACGAAGAAGAAGAUGCAUCGGAUGACGACAGCGGCUCCGGGUACGAGGACUCAGAUGACUCGGCCAGCAUGAAGGUCACCCCUAAAACAGAAGCUGAAGAUGAAAGGCCAACCUUCAAGCUGGAGUUCGACUCUGCAGAACAAGCACCUCCCCCACAAUGGCUGCCAGAGACGGAGCCUGAUAGCACUGUGGCGGGCCCCUCACAGAGAUCCCGGGAGAGUCAGCCACGGACACGGAACAGAGCGGUGCGACAGUCAUCACGCAGAAAUCAAGACAAAAACAGAGCCAAGGACGAGCAGCCGCCACCACCACCUCCACCGUCUCCUGCUAAUAAUGAUGGUCACAUGUAGACGACACCUGUCAACGUAUUAAGUAAGAGACAAUAUGCCCAGUGGCUACCAUAAGAUACAGUGGUGUGUGUAUGCCACUUCGGAUCAUCAAAUUUAAAUAUUAGUCAAUGACAACAUAAUGAAAACAAUAUGCAGUUUUUAAAUUAAACAUUUUAUUAAGGGCAGAUUAUAUGUGUUGAUUCCUAGUUUGGGUUGCAUUAGGAAAGAACAUCUAGCGUAAUUGUUAACUAAUAAUUAACUUCAGUUUUAUGAAAAGCUGAUUCUGUGAUUAUGUAUAAAUUUGCAUCUAAUUAUCAAAACAUAAGAGAAUGCCAUAGUGUGGUCAGGCCAAAUAAACAGCAUUUGAUCUGUGUAGAUGUUUGUGAUACACUGUUGUGCCUGUUUCAUUACAAAUAGUCCAUUUCUGACAUUUCUAGGUGCCUUGUAAUAUAGUCUGUUAUUAUUCUUUCAUUUCCAGGAUCCUUUAGGUAAAAAUGAGCUCCAUCAAGCAUUCUGAUGGUGAAAUCUCCUGUCGUGAUGUCUUUCCAUGCUGUUGACAAAAACAAAGUGCAGUGAGUUGUGUGAUUGUGUAAUUUAGUUGAAGAUUACACAGUUUUUUUGUGAUUAUACCCGCCUGUACUUUGAGACAUUGUUAGCUUCCGCUAUUUAUUUAUCCUCCUAAGGACUAACCUUGCAGAUCAUGAGGAAUAUCAUCUUUCCCAUCCAAACAUGUGAUUGGGCAGGAGAGGAAUGGACUGACAGGCUUGUCGCAUCUACAGAAAACAGCAGUUACUAGUAUAAAUCAAUAUAUAUAGAUUUUUGACGUUUGCAACCCACUUGUAGUUAUCCACAACGUGCAGGUCGGCCUUCAAAGCUGGAAUGAAAAGGUUUAACACUUCCGGGUUGGCCAGCAGCUCGGGCGGAGUUCCUCCAAUUGAAGUGAGCCACUUGAGAAAAUCAU